AUGAUGCAGCAUUUAGACAUGGCUCUACUGUCGGCAUUUGUGGAGAGGUGGCAGCCGGACACAAACACCUUCCACAUGUCGUUUGGAGAGAUUUCGAUCCUUCUACACGAUGUGCAUCACAUUCUUCGGAUACCGGUUGACGGAGAGCUGAUGGGAGAUGAGGCGUCGCAGGAUACUCUUAAGUCAGACAUGGGUGGUCUAGUUCGACUUUCGGUGGAUGCUCAGGUUGGUGGUAAGUGGAAGUCUAAGUGGUACGAUAAUGGUUUUAUGCAUGCAGAGGGAUUGUUGGUGCGUGGGGGAGAGCUGAAGAUUAAGGAGAUGGAGGUGCAGUGUUACCUAUUUGUGUUACUGGGAUCCACGCUUUUUGUGGAUAAGAGUCGUGAUCGCCUUCGUCCUAUUGAUGAUUGA
Messenger RNA from Linum tenue, 408 nucleotides. The record is from the annotation of a GenBank genome assembly. Lineage: Eukaryota; Viridiplantae; Streptophyta; Magnoliopsida; Malpighiales; Linaceae.